AUUUACGUUGUUAUUACAAGUGCAGUGUGUUAUAUUAUUAUUUCCUUGUGUAAAUAAUGUAUUUUUAAUAAUUGAUAAAAUAAUUAGUCUUGUUAUAUCUAGGUAUUCAAUAUGAAUCGUUUAUCACUUUUUAAAAGAUUCUCUUCAGCCCUAAAUGGCUCAAAUAAGAUCAUAUUAGAACAAUUAUCCCACCGUGAAAUUGUUCAAGUAAAAGGUCCAGAAGUAGCCCAAUUCAUGCAAGGCUUAAUAACAAAUGACAUCAAUCAUCUCGCUGAAGGACAUAUGCCCAGUAUGUAUACAAUGUUUUUAAAUACCAGAGGCAGAGUUAUGUACGAUGGAAUUGUGUACAGCACCCAAAACCCUGACACAUACCUCAUUGAAUGUGAUUCAGAAAGCGCUCAAAUCCUUCAAAAACAUUUGAAAAUGUAUAGAAUAAGACGUAAAAUAGAUGUUGAAGCUCUUGGAUCUGAAUACAAAAUAUGGGUGCUAUUUGAUAAGACAAGUGUGAAUGAAUUAUCAAAACCCUUAACAAUUUUGCGACAGCAAUUUGCAUGCCCUUGUGCUGAUCCAAAAGAACCUGUAUCGAAACAACAUGAAUUUCAUGUUGUCAGAGAUCCAAGACUGGCAGCUUUAGGAUUGAGAUUUAUAACACAAAAGAAUUACAAUAAUAAAGAUAUUACAAAAAUAUUAGGGUUACCUGAAGAUGCAACAAAUAAACCUGAAUGCACUUACCGUAUGCAUAGAUAUCGCUUAGGUAUUGGAGAAGGAUGCAAAGACUUACCUCCUGAGUCAUGUUUCCCUUUAGAAGCCAAUGGAGAUUAUUUACACGCUGUUAGUUUUAACAAAGGAUGUUAUCUUGGUCAAGAACUAACAGCUAGAACAUAUCACACCGGUGUAAUCCGAAAGCGUCUAAUGCCUUUGUACUUGGAAAAUGAACUACCUGCAACAAAUGUUAAUGAUGAGGCUAUAAAUAUAUCUAAUGAAGCAAAAACACCAGUCGGUAAACUUCGAGGAGUAGAUGGUACUAAUGGAUUGGCAUUGCUUCGGAUAGCUCCAGCACUUGCAGCUGAAAAAUUAGAUGUUAAUGGUGUAGUUAGUAAAACACAGAAGCCGGAGUGGUGGCCGAAGGAGGGAAAGACUAUAUGACAGAU
Molecule: messenger RNA, 1151 nt
Organism: Ctenocephalides felis (cat flea)
Lineage: Eukaryota; Metazoa; Arthropoda; Insecta; Siphonaptera; Pulicidae
Product: putative transferase CAF17 homolog, mitochondrial
Exons: 1
Coding region: 112-1146 (344 amino acids)
Cellular component (GO): mitochondrial matrix
Molecular function (GO): protein binding
Source: RefSeq, a predicted model, not a curated record